Messenger RNA from Camelus dromedarius (Arabian camel), 8632 nucleotides. RefSeq names its product ice-structuring glycoprotein. The transcript is spliced from 14 exons. Lineage: Eukaryota; Metazoa; Chordata; Mammalia; Artiodactyla; Camelidae. The record is from RefSeq and is a predicted model, not a curated record. Bases 1 to 1260 code for a protein of 419 amino acids.
AUGCCCCUCACCGAGAGAGACCCUCAAUCACAAGUCACCCCGCCCUCCCCACCCUCCUCGCCGUGCCACGCAACCCCGCCCCUGAACCGCCCUCCCGAUCUCCGUGCAGUACCCCUCGCCCCUCGCCGGGAAGAACGCAGUGACUCCAGCAGCCCUGGCGGCUCUUUGGGCCGAAGGGGCGGGCGCGGGAGCCAUUGGCGGAGGUCGCUGCCUCCGGCUGUCAAUCCCGCGGCCCGGCCCCGCCCCACCGGCGGAGCGUGGCAGGACGCAGGGCCGCGGGGGCUGUCGGGACUGCUCCAAGAUGGUCGCGCGCUUAGUGUCCGCACCUGCUGGCGGCCCCGAGCCUCGUUCACUGCCACCGCUGCCGACCAGAGCCGCCGGUCGGCCCGGCGACUCCGGGGGCUGACCCCGCAGGCGGCCGCCACCGCCGCCGCCGCUGCCUCAGCCGGCACCGCAGCCGCCGCCGCCUCAGCCCUCUCAGUCGGCACGGCCGCCGCCGCCGCCUCAGCCCCUUCAGCCGGUACCGCCGCCGCCUCAGCCGUCUCAGCCGCCCCCUCAGCCGGCACCGCAGCCGCCGCCGCCUCAGCCCUCUCAGUCGGCACGGCCGCCGCCGCCGCCUCAGCCCCUUCAGCCGGUACCGCCGCCGCCUCAGCCGUCUCAGCCGGUACCGCCGCCUCAGCCGGUACCGCAGCCGCCGCAGCCCCCUCAGCCGGCACGGCCGCCGCCGCCGCCUCAGCCCCUUCAGCCGGUACCGCCGCCGCCGCCGCCUCAGCCGGUACCGCCGCAGCCUCAGCCGUCUCAGCCGCCGCCUCAGCCCUCUCAGCCGGUACCGCCGCAGCCUCAGCCCUCUCAGCCGGUACCGCCGCCGCCUCAGCCCCCUCAGCCGGCACCGCGGCCUCAACCGCCACCGCCGCCCGCCCAGCCCCCUCAGCCGGCACGGCCGCCGCCGCCGCCUCAGCCCCUUCAGCCGGUACCGCCGCCGCCGCCGCCUCAGCCGGUACCGCCGCAGCCUCAGCCGUCUCAGCCGCCGCCUCAGCCCUCUCAGCCGGUACCGCCGCAGCCUCAGCCCUCUCAGCCGGUACCGCCGCCGCCUCAGCCCCCUCAGCCGGUACCGCCGCCUCAGCCGGCACCGCAGCCUCAACCGCCACCGCCGCCUGCCCAGCCGUGGGUCAGGAGCCGCUGCACAGACGGAAGGUUAAAAUGCAUGUUCAUAACAUCAAGAAAAUCACAAGCAUUUACGAUGUAAUCAGAACUACCUGAGGAUCUGUGAAACUUGGUGUGUUAUUCUGGGAGAUCAUCAGGACUUCUGGGUAUUUGGAGGUACUGACCUAACCAGUGGAACUGCUGAUUUAUAAGUUGUCCAGAAUUUUGGAAAACUGAUUAGUAGAGGCUGGAGACCGAGAACUACCAUUUUUGCCAGCUGGGAUGCAGAAAAGUUUGGACUUCUGGGUUCCACAAAUGGGCUGAGCUCUGUCAUAAUGGAAACUCUGCAGCAGAAUCAGCUGUCAUCUAUCCCAUGUGGCCAAGUGCAGAGGAGAAUGUGAAAACACUCCAGGAGAGAGAGGUUGCAUAUAUCAAUGCAGACUCAUACACAGAAGGCAAUUAUACUCUCAGAGUUGACUGUACACCCCUUCUUUUCCAGUUGGUAUAUAAACUGACAAAAGAGUGGAAGAAUCAGACAUCAUUCAUCUGGAGAAAUGCUAUUGGUUGCUGAGGGCUCAAUCCUGAACUGGAUACUUGAUUUAGAGACAUUUGGCCCAUUGGCUUCACCACCAAUUUGUCCAUCUCUGAGUGAAGGUGGGAAUCCUAUUUUCUACAAAUGUUCUUUGCUAAACACGUGAGCCUUGUUCCACCUUUGGAGCCUUGUGUUUAUUUAACGCUUUUGGUGAAAAUCAUGACAGCCACAUAGAUUUUAAGGAGAUAUCCUGUGGGUUAUCAGCUUGUUGCAGAGGACCUCUGGCUGAAAGACAGAAAUUUUGAUUCAAGGUAUUUGAUGUUGACGGUGAUGGAGUUCUUUCUAGGGUUGAACUGAGAGACACGUGGUUGCACAUUUAGAGGUCUGGAAGGACAACUGCACCGAUGAUAUCCUGGAAUUACACGUGGAUGUAUCCAACAUUGUAGAAGACACAUAGAAUGCGCAUGAUACCACAAAGAAUGGCCAUCUUAACUCUAGAAGAAUAUCAGAUCUGGAGUGUGAAAAAUGUUUUUGCCAAUGAGUUUUUGAAUCUACUUUUCCAGGUAUGUUUAAGGUAAAUGACAGAGACCGAGGGCAGUGGUACCAGUAGUUCUACAUCUUUUCCAUUAUGUAGUAGUUAGACAACUAGACUACAAACCAUAUAUUGUCAAAAGAACUGCAUUAACCUGUACACCACCUGCAGAUGGUAAGUUAGAGCGUGAGUGCUUCUCAGAGUCACAAUGUGAAUGAUAGGAAAGUAGAGUAUAGCUGAUAAUGUUUAUCUUAAUAACUCAUGAUAGAGCAGAUUGUAGACACAUAGAAAAGAAUUUAAAAUGUAAAAGCCAUUAUAAUUUGCUAUUUUUCUUUACUUUUUUUUUUUUUUUUAAGACCCUUCCUAACAAGUAAGGCAGUGUGGACAGAGACAUAGAUCAUAAGUUGGCAGCUGUAAAUUUUUCACAAAGUAUACAAUCUUUCCAGUUAGGAGGUUAUUUUAGAUGCAAAGCUGUUUCUUAAUUUUCUUUUUAUUCCUUUCUUUCUUUUUGUUUUUUUUUAAUUUAAUUCUUUAGAAGGCCCAAAAAAGAUUGAAGGAGAAAGGAGGAAAGAAAAGCUGUCAGGGGUGAACAUGAAAUCAUAAAACUUGCCAGAUUUUAACUAUUUUCCCAUUUAAAGUAGUUCUCUUUGCUCCAAUUUAAAGAAACAACUUAUAGUUUCCCAUUUUUCAUAGUUCUUCAUAAAUAUAUGUUGAUUUAAUAGUAUUUUACAGGGUGUGAGUAGGGACAGACUGGAAGCUCAAGAUUUGUAAAUACUGACAGUAUAUAUAGAAUAGAUAAACAAGUUUAUACUGUAUAGCACAGGGAAAUAUAUUCAAGAUUUUGUAGUAGCUCAUGGUGAAAAAAUAUGAAAACAAAUAUACGUAUAUUCAUAAAGGACUGAAAAAUUGUGCUGUACACCAGAAAUUGACACAACAUUGUAAACGGACUAUAACUCAGUAAAAAAAUAUGAAUAAAGAUAAAACUGUUAGAACACUAUAAAAAAAGUAGUAUUUUAGAUUUUUCUUAUUUUAUUCUCCUUUUCUUAUAAAAGCACCUCUAUGAAGAUCAAUAAGACUUGAUAUCUUUAUAUCUAUCAUGAUUCUCCAUUGUAAAUACAGAGUAACCUGCCUGUGACACAGCUAUGUUAGAAUAAAUGAAAAUUGAACUCUUCCUGACAGCUAAUAACUAAUGUAUAUUUAAAGCAUAUGAAAUCUGAUAAGCCUAUGAUACCCAUUUAAAUCAAUCAGUUGCUCUACUGUCAGUUAUCAGCCAGGAUCUAAGUUGAUGUCUUUAUAAAACAUAAAUACAUAUAAAAAUAAUAUAAACCUACUGUAAACAGAAAUGACUUGCUUAGUAAUAUGAAAAUGGUGCAGCUAUUUUAAUCUCAUUUAAAAUGAUGUCCUCAAUUACUUUAAGUUAUCAUUAAUUAUAUAAACAUUUUGACCACUUAAGUUUGUGUCUGAGUCAUCUUGCAGCUCUUACAUAGCAAAGCAUUUUGAACUUUUAUAUUGCCUUUCCUAUUUUCUCAUGCUUAUCAGGGACUUGCAUAGGCACUAUUUUUUCUAUGACUCUAUAGACAGAUGUAUGCCUGAGAUUUUCUUAUGUGUCUCAGUGUCUCUAGCAUUAUAUUACUGACAGAUUUUUUGUUGGUUAUCAAUCUAAUUUUUUUCUUGGUAUAUAUAGUCCUUUCAAAUAUAUGUAUAUAUAUAUGUAGUCAGUUUACACUGUUGUGUCAAUUUCUGGUGUACAGCACAAUGCUUCACUCAUACAUGAACAUACAUAUAUUCAUUUUCAUACUCUUUUUCACCAUAAGUUACUACAAAACAAUAUUGGAUAUAGUUCCCUGUGCUAUACAGUAUGAACUUGUUUAUAAAUUGGGAGUUUGAUUUGCAGGUACUAAAUAUUAACAUUAUAUUUUAUGAUGCUCACUUUAUCCCAUAUUCAGAUAUGCUUUUAAAACUUUAUGUUCACUUAACAUAUAAGUAAGCAGACUUACUCUAAAUUGUUUUAUUUUCUGUCUGUUUCUAAAAUAGAAUUAGCUAGUAAAUUCAGUGAUAAAAGCUUGAAUUAUACUUUUAUUUUAUUUGCCAAGAUCCCACUCCUGGCUGACCAUUUUGGGUAUUUAAGUAUAAAGUAAGUAAAUGUCAGUAGAAUUAGGAAACCAUUCCUGUGGUAAUAUUAUUUUCAGUCCUUUCAAAUAAACUCAGUGCCCAAUAUUUUGCAGAGGAAGCAUUCUAAACAUGAUCAGGGUCUUCUAUCUUGUACGUUAGUCAGAAAGUGUCAAAUGUUAAACAGUUUGAUAAACAGAAUAGUGCACCACACUGACCCCUACCUAUAUCCAUGCUCUAAUCCUGAAAUCUGUGAAUAUGUUAUUUUACAUGGCAAAGGGGAUUUUGCAGAUGUAUCAGGUUAAGGACUCUGAGACAGGGAGAUUAGCCUGGAUUAUCUACAUGGGCCUAGUCUAACAACAGGAGUCCUUAAAAAUUGAAAAUCUUUCCCAGCUGUGGUCAGAAAGAUAUGACUUUGGAAGAGGGAUUAGAAAGCUGUAAAGCUGUUAGCUUUGAAGAUAGAGGAAGGGCCAUGGGUAAAGAAGUGUGGGUGAACUCUAGAAGCUGAAAAAGACAAGGAAAUACAUUCUUCCUUUGACCUACAGGAGGGCAUAGUGCUGCUGACAUCUUGAUUUUUAGCCAAGUGAUACCUGUUCCUGACGACCUACAGAACCAUAAAACAAUAAGUUUGUGUUGCUUUAAGCUGCAAAAUUUGUGAUAACUUGUUACAGCAGUGAUAAAAAUAAGUAUAGGGGAGAUAAUCCAAAUUUAUGGAUUGGAGGGCUCAACAUUUUAAAGAUGUCAGUUCCCCUUCAACUGAUUCAAAGAUUUAUAUGUGCACAUCAAAAUCCCCAACAGUUAAUUGUUGUUACUGUUUUUUUGUAGAACUUGACAAGCUGAUUCUAAAUACAUAGAGAAGCGUGAAGGGCCAAUAGCCAAGAUGAUAUUAAAGAACAAUAUUAAAGGACUUAUUAUAAAACAAUAUUAAGUCUAUGUGAUAACUACCUAAAGUUAGACAUAUAGACCAAUGGAACAGUAUUGAAUUAAACCCUGUACCAUACAUGAACAGUAAUUUUAGAUAGAUUAUAAAUCUAAUAAAUUUGAAACAUAAAGCAAAGCAUCUGGGGGAGGGUAAAGCUCCGGUGGAAUGUGUGCUUAGCAUGCAUAAGGUCUUGGGUUCAACUCCCAGUACCUCCAUUAAAAUAAAUAACCUAAUCCCCCACCAAAAUAAAGCAUCUAGAAAAUAGUGUAGGAGAUAUUUUAAUGACUUUGAAGUGGCAAAGAGUUCUUAAACAGGACACAGCACUAAACAUAAAAGAAGAGUUUUAAGUUGGACUUCAGUAAAAUUAAGAAUUAUUUUUAUCAAGAGAUACCAUUAAGAAAGUGAAAAGCUAAGCCACACGGUGGGAAAAUAUAUUUGCUAUACCUAUAUCCAAAAAAAGACUUGUAUCUAGGGCAUAUAAAGAACAAAAACCAGUGGAGAAAAAGGCAACCUUAAUAUUAAAAUGUGCAAAAAAAUUGAACAGGUGCUUCUCACACACACAAAAAAAUCCACAUAAGCUAUGAAAAGGGGCUGACCUCUUUAGUAAUAAUGGAAAUACGUACUAAACCACACUUGGAACGCCAUUAGACAUCCACUAGAAUAGUUAGUUGUUAAGUGAUACGAAGCAUUGGUGAGGGCAACAAGCAAUGGGGACUCUUACACAUGGCCAGGGGGAAUAUAAAUUCUUACAAAUACUUUGGAAAUAGGCUUUUUGAAUGAAAGUUAUAUAUGUAUAUGUGUGUGUGUAUAUGUGUACACACACACACACACACACACCCUAUUACCAAGGGUAACCCAUGUGUGUACCCUUCAGAAACUUCUACAUCUGAGCACCAAAGGACGUCCAGAAAAUUCUCAUAAUCACUAUUUGUUAUACCCCCAAAUAGAAAAUGACCCAAACACUUUUCAACAAUACAUGACCAUAAGUGGUGGCACAUGCAUACAAGUUGUAUACUUUAAAGCAAUAAAAAUAAAUAUACUAGUUUACAGAAAACACUAGUGGAUGAAUCUUAUAUAAUUUUGAGUGGAAAGUAUGGGACCAAAAAUUUCAAAAGCAAAAAAGCCAAUCCAUGGUGGCUGAAUUUAGGAUGGUGAGUCCAUCAAAGGGGUGCCGUAGUAUCUGGGAAGAAACCCAAAGUGGAACAGCAAUGUUCUGUUUCUUGACUGGAUGAAGGUUACAUAGAUGUGUUUACUUUGUGAAAAAUCACUGAGCUGCAUACUUAAGAUGUGUUCACAUUUAAGCAUGUAUAUUAUAUUUGCAUUUUUUUAAAAAAUGUUUGCUUGCAAAAAAAGAUAUCCAAAGCCUAAGUAUUUAUUAGUAGGAGGAUGGAUAAAACAAAUGAUAGUAUAUUCAAAUAAUGGAAUACUAUUCAACAAUAAAAAAGAAUGAACUACUGAUACAAGGAUGAACCUCAAAAGCCUAAUUUAUACAUCUCAUUGUCAGGUAAAUUUUAACUCAGAAGGUAAACAAAACUGUAAACAGGCAUGUGCCCUGGGGGGAGGGGUGCUUUAGCCUUUGUCUCCUCAGACCUGUGCCAUUACUGGCACAUCCCGCAAGAAGAGAGGCAGGGCUCAGCCACAGCUACCAUCUCCUCCUGUGCAUAGUGCCCGGGCGGGGGCGUGGCUGAGUCCUGAAUCUGCACGUGGGGGCUCCACAACCUCCUAGGCAGGACUGAGACUUGUUUAUAGCCUGAGGCAGGGAGGAUCUUUCUACCCUGACACCUCAGAGAACUUGUGCUGCCAAGAGAAACAAGGAGCUCAGAUUUGGCACAGAGCGUAGGCGGGGCUGUUCCUCGGUCUUCCCCGAGCCCACCUACAGACCGCCUACCCGAGGCAGAGCAGGCAGCUGCACAGAGCAGCGGAGUGACCAGCACCAGGAGAGGGCACAGCACCUGACCACGGUGCUGGGAUGGGGUGUGAUCUGCCCACCUGCCUCCCCCUGAGCACAGCAUCUUACUGUGGCAUCAGGAGGGGGAGUGACCUGCCGGCCCACUGGGUAAGAGCUCAGCUCCUGACCUAGUGUUAGGAGGGGGCACAAUCUGCUAGCCAACAGCCACUGAGAGCAGCACAGAUGAGGGCGCCAACAGAAGGGCUAUGAAACAGCAAGCUGAGUUCGCGAAGCAGGGCGAAGACACAAAGACCUCUAGAUCAAAUCAUUAAGGGCACACCAUCUCCAGGUUAAGUAGGUAACUGAUACUCCUUAAGCCACGGUGCCAGAGAGAUAUGAGCAAUGUGAAGAAUCAGAGAAACCACUCCCAAUUAAAAGAUCAAGAGAAAUCCCCUGAAAGCAUGAUCAAGGAAAUAGACAUUGAUGGCCUACUAGAUCAAGAUUUCAAGAAAAGAGUGAUCAAAGUACUGAAGGAACUAAAAGAAAUAGGGUUUAGGGAUAUAAAAUAUGUCAAAAAUGAAAUAGAAACUAUAGAAAAGAACCAAGUAGAAUUAGUAAACUCAUUGGCUGAGAUGAGAGCUGACCUAAAGGCUGUGCAAAGCAGACUAGAAAAUACAGAAGAACAAAUAUGUGAUCUAGAAGACAGGACAACAGGAAGCACCCAAUCAGAACAGCUGAGAGAAAAACAAAUAAAAAACAGUGAAAACAAUAUAUGGGACCUAUGGGGUAAUAUAAAGUGUGCCAAUCUAUGCAUAAUAGGAGUUCCAGAAGGGGGAAAAGAACAAAGGGGAUUGAAAAGGUAUGGGAAGGACUCAUGACUGAAAACUUCCCAAACCUAAAGAAGGAAUCAUAUCCAAGCACAGGAGGCUCAGAGGGUCCCAAACAGGAAGAACCCAAACAGACCCACACCAAGGCACAUCCUAAUCAAGAUAGCCAGAGUCAAGGAUAAAGAAAUGAUCCUAAAGGAAGCAAGAGAAAAACAGAGUGAGUUACAAGGGAACCCCCAUAAGGUUUUCAGCUGAUUUCUCUACACUGUUUACAACAGCUAAGACAUGGAAACAGCCUAAAAUGUCCAUCAACAGAUGACUGGAUAAAGAUGUUGGAUAUUUAUAUGAUGGGAUACUAUUCAGCCACAAAAACUGACAACAUAACGCCAUUUGCAGAGACAUGGAUGCUCCUGGAGAAUGUUAUUCUAGGUGGAGCAGAACAGAAAGAGAAAGAGGAAUACCAUAUGAGAUCACUCAUGUGUGGAAUCUUAAAUAUAUGCAAGAUCUUGUGGUAACUCACAGCAAAAAAAAAGUGACAAUGAAUAUAUGUACGUUCAUGUAUAACUGAAAAAUUGUGCUCUACACUGUAAUUUGUCAUAACAUUGUAAAAUGACUAUUACUCAAUAAAGAAUGUUUAAAAAUAAGUAAAAUAAAAUGUAACCUUUAAAAUACUGUAUAA